Magallana angulata is the source of this 2246-nucleotide messenger RNA. RefSeq names its product elastase-like. The transcript has 2 exons. NCBI's taxonomy places the organism in Eukaryota, Metazoa, Mollusca, Bivalvia, Ostreida, Ostreidae. The record is from RefSeq and is a predicted model, not a curated record. Gene Ontology annotation, molecular function: metalloendopeptidase activity. The coding region runs from base 53 to 1903 and encodes 616 amino acids. Gene Ontology annotation, biological process: proteolysis.
GCAAGUCCAACUGUAUGUACAUGAUACUUUGUCAAUUUCCAGUUGAGGAACAAUGUAUUGUGUGUGCUUUAUCGUUAUUUACUGUUCAGUUCUCAGUGAAGGAUACAGAAAACUGAAUGUAGUUGAGAAAAUGAAUCGCAUACAAAAUGAAAGGAAGAGAGAGAUAUCGAAGACAGAAAACUUUUCGACUAUUUUUACAACUCAAAACAACGGUUUGCACAUUUUGGAUAAAGGAGACUCCGCACAAAAAACAAAAGUCAUAAAAUAUCAAGAAAUAUUUAAAAGUCUACCAAUUUACAAUGCCUUUGUUACGGAAGAAUUUGAUUCAAACACAGGUGCUUGGACUGGACAAAUGUCUGGCGAAUGGUACGAAGAAUUAGAACAGGAUAUAACAUCAGUAGUUCCAUCACUAAGUAAGCAACAGGCAUUGUCUAUUGCCAUGUCAAAAGCAAAUAUAAAAGACCCAUCUGUAGUCAAGGACCGUAAAAUAAAACUCAUUAUUGUUCCAUUGAAUGAAACUGGGAUUCUCUGUUAUGACGUGACUUUGCUAAUCGUUACACCAAAUAAACCUAUGAAAAGACCGGGGAUGUUUAUUGAUGCAAAUUCUGGUCAAGUUAUUCAAACUAUGGUGCGGUUACGUCAAAGUAAGCUAAUAAACGCAGCUGUUGGAGGAAAUAAGAAAACUAAGAAAAUUGAAUAUGGCAAUGACUUCCCUCUCUUGAAAUAUUCUUAUGAUGAAAUGGGUGAAAAGUGUGCGUUCAAGUCUAAAUAUGUCGAGGUGUAUAACCUACAGAAUGCAACUGAACUCUCCGAAGGAGCAACACCUUACGAAUUCGUAUGCUCUAAAGGAGUAAAUGAUGAAGUUAAUGGUGGAUUUUCCCCAAUGUCUGAUGCGUUCUUUAUGGGCCAUCGUAUCUUUGACAUGUAUAAAUCAUGGGCACACACUGCUUUGAUUUCUGACCCACCUUUGAAGAUAUGGGUUCAUUACGGCAAUUUGGAGUUGAAGGCAUUGUACAAUGGAUUGAGUAUGGUGUUUGGUGAUGGAAGUGUGAAACAUUUCUAUCCUUUAGUGACCUAUGAUGUUUUUGCACACGAAGCUGCACAUGCUUUUACAGAACAUCAUUCAUAUUUAGAAUAUGAGAAUCAGUCGGGUGCAAUCGACGAGGCAUACUCUGAUCUUGUCGGGGAAACGUUCGAAUAUUUUAUCACAGGAACAUUUGAUUUUCAUAUUGGUGAACAGUCGGACAAGUUAGAUAACGAGGCUUUCCGUGACAUGUGUGACCAAAACAAAGAUGGAAAGUCUAUUGUCCAUAUAAAAGACUACUACGACGGUAUAGAGGUUCAUUUAGCGAGUGGUAUCCUAAACAAAGUGUCUUGUAUAUUGAUCAGAGAACCAAGCUUUGGAAUCAAAAAAGUUUUCCAAACAUUUACGCAUGCCAACAGGUUUUAUUGGAAACCGGACACCAACUUCUCAGUGGCAGCCUGUGGAAUUCUAAAAGCUACCUAUGACCUAGGUUACGACCAAGCCAAAGUUCGUGAAGCGUUUAUGGUUGUUGGUAUUUCGGCAUGCAAGCUAGACGAAUAUAUUCGAAAAAUAUACGGAAACACCCACAUCAGUGAUUUGAAUGCAAAAGAAAAUGAAAGUAUAAUUUUUGGUGUUACGAGUUUUACUGGUCAAUUUAUACGAAUUUUUACUGAAGGCGGAACAGGUGAUGUAGAUAUAUACGGCAAUAACGAAAUAAAUUUUGAUAUUGCCUCUUCAACGUAUAGUUCCACAAAUAAAGGUAACUUGGAGGUUUUACAAAUUCGAACAAAAGAUUGCUGGAAAAAUCAUUGCUACAUCCAUCUUCUGCCAAAAAUGAAUGGUUUUAAUAAAGUCACCUUUCAGGUUGAAAUGAUCUGAUGUACCUUAAGAAACAUGUUUGUUGUCUUUUAUAUUGUGACAGUCACAGUAGUUAUGACUGUGACAGUAGCAGUAAUUACAUAUGUAAUUAGAAAACAUUUAAUGAUCCACAUGUACAUAUAGCCAGUGAUUUGCUCAUAAUUGAACGGAAAAUCAAUAACGCAAAAUGGAAUAUGUUAUUUGGCAUACAAAUUGCCAUUAGAGACUGAUAUACUAAACAAAAACUUGUUACGGUUACCUCAUCUUGUUUACAUAAGACUCUAGCUGACUUAGCAAUAUUAUAUCAUCUGUAAAUUUCUUAUCUUCAUGUAUAUUGUUCUUUAAAUAAAUCUUUGAAAAUCUG